CAGAAUUGAAGGGUUUGCAAGAAGGCCAGUCCCAGUGACGAUGGAGACGGUCAGGACGCGCCGACGACCGCGGCGACAGCUCGGACUCGAGGCUCCAGCCAAGGGAAAUCUGGCGCAGCACAUUGCGAGUAUCGUGGCGCUCUCGUUGCAGCAGAAUCAAGGCACUGGAGGGCUGUCGAGUGGGAAACAAGGGCGAUUGGCGUCGACGCUGCGACUGGCAGAGAAGAAUGUGGCCGACAUGUCAGCGUAUCUGCGUCGGCAAGAGGCUGAGGCUGCAGUAAUUUUGGCAAGAAGAGAGGAGGUGACGUCCUGCUAUGAAGACGAAGACCAGAAUGUGUGUAUCAUUUGCUUGGACGGCAACAUGGAGGACGAGAGUGCUGAAGCACUGCCUUGUGGUCACGUCUUCCAUGCUCAAUGUAUUGCGCAAUGGCUACUGUAUCGACGAGUGUGCCCUGUAGACCGACGGCCAGUGGAUGAAGAUGAUGUUGCCAUCCAAAGGUGAAGGAGCGAAAACUCAAUUAAAGUAAAAGCUCAUUUGCCGUUAGCAACUGGCAACUUGUUGCAAUGGCUCACCUUCAAGUGUGCUACCCAAUGCCCUCGCUUGUCCCAUUAGCAGCCUUACCACGGGAGAAUGUCGCCACGGAAGUGGAAGAAUUUGCCACUGUCCUCAGGCUUAGCGUUCGCGAUGACCUUAGUGAGACCAGCGACGCUCUCCACAGUAGUGACUUCGCCCUUGUGGCCAGUCAUGCGCGUCACGACGUAUCCAGGGUGUAGCGCCAGUGUAACGAUCUUGUCGUCCUUGAGAUCGAUCGAGAGGCUCUUAUUGAGCAUGUUAAGUGCCGACUUUGACGCGCGGUAGCUGUAUCUGCCACCGGAGGCAUUGUCAGCGAUGCUGCCCAGGCGUGAGGUGAUCUGACUCACUGUAGCUGUGCCAUUCUUAGCCACCGCCAGCUUCAGAUUCGGCAGCAGAGCACGCGUCACGAGGAAGGGACCGACAGCGUUCACUUCGAAGAGCUUCAUCACUUCCGCCUUGGUAACGUCAGGAACGCCGCCUCCGCCGCCCAUGCCGGCAUUGUUGAUCAAUAGGUCGAUGGGCUCGCCCUUGAGCUCCCCGGCCGCCUUGGCAAUUGAAGACUCGUCGGUGAUAUCUAGUGGGAUGAUCUUCGACACCGCCAACUCCUUUAGCUGAAGCGCAGAGCAAGUUAGAUACUAUACACGGAUCUAAAGCCAUUUAGAGCCAAUAUGAAUCGUACGUCGGUGGCUCCUUCGACGUCGCGUGCUGCGGCGAUGACCUUCCAAUCGGUGUUCACGUAGUGGCGCGUGAAGGCGAGGCCGAUGCCGCGGUUGCUGCCAGUGAUGAGGACGGUCUUGGCAACGCUCAUGGCAAUGGUUGGAAAACUCCAGAGUGAUCCAAAAUGAGACGAUGGCUGGUCUCACGACCCAAGAGUGAUGGUCAUUUUUGAAGUGGCUUAGCAAAAGUGACGUACAUUUUUCUCCAGUUGAACAACACUCUCGAAAUGGCAUGCAAAUAGACAUCUUUUUGGUAUUGCACGCGCUUACAUUAACUACACUAACAGCUCGCC
This is a messenger RNA of Phytophthora nicotianae INRA-310, 1583 nucleotides long. RefSeq lists its product as hypothetical. Gene Ontology annotation, biological process: ubiquitin-dependent protein catabolic process. Lineage: Eukaryota; Oomycota; Peronosporomycetes; Peronosporales; Peronosporaceae. The coding region runs from base 41 to 502 and encodes 153 amino acids. The transcript has a single exon. Gene Ontology annotation, molecular function: ubiquitin protein ligase activity. The record is from RefSeq and is a predicted model, not a curated record.